Molecule: messenger RNA, 6143 nt
Organism: Silurus meridionalis
Lineage: Eukaryota; Metazoa; Chordata; Actinopteri; Siluriformes; Siluridae
Gene: foxc1b
Product: forkhead box C1b
Exons: 2
Coding region: 4231-5505 (424 amino acids)
Biological process (GO): regulation of transcription by RNA polymerase II; anatomical structure morphogenesis; cell differentiation
Molecular function (GO): RNA polymerase II cis-regulatory region sequence-specific DNA binding; DNA-binding transcription factor activity, RNA polymerase II-specific
Source: RefSeq, a predicted model, not a curated record
ACCCUGCUCCUAAUCAGUCCUCAACAAAUGCUCCAAAGCAAACCGAUCUCCUGGCUGUUUCAGCCCCACUUCAGGUGGUUGGCGAUUUCAAUAACGACCCUCCAACCCAGUAUUAGCUAAUUAUCCAAAGCGUGCUAUCGGUAAUGUGUACUUCUUGAAUCGUUCAUGUCCACUGUGUAAAUAUCUGCAGGAGUAUAAGGAAGCUUUUCCUUAGAUGCAUACAUUUUAUGUAACAGGCCUUAAAAUAGGUGUGUCUUUAACAUCAUGUUAGAGUUCUUUCUCCACACUGUCAAGAAAUUCUCACCCACUAUCGCACCAUGUUACAUAAAAGCAAGAGGAAUUUUGAGAUCUUGGCCCAUGAGAAAUCGAUAACAAAUACUUGAGACAUAAACUUGUAAGGAUUUUUGCCAAGUGAAAUAGGAGACUAAUGUUGUGGAUAGAUGGGUGGAUGGAUAGAUGAACAGAAAAAAAUAAAUUGAGAUAAAAAAAAAAAAAUACAUUUUUAUGUUGCUUUUGGUUAUAAAGUAAUAAUGUGAGGAAAAAGUUGCAUAAAAAUGAAAGUGGUUAUAUAAUUUUCUAAGAUACGAAAAUAUUUCAGAAAAUAAAAAGAUCUAUAGAAAUGGAAACUUUUUUUAUAAAAUGUUGAUUUUAUACUGAAGUUUGACAAUACUCAAUACUCAAAUUAGGCCUAUCCACUUUUAGAAAAAGCUGUUUUCUAAACCCUACAUUUGUGCAAACUGAAAGACAUUAAUUCAUCUAAAAAACAUUAAUUGUACGAAAACUCGUGGAAGAAUUUUUUUUUUUGUAAGAGUUAAUGGUGAUAAAUCGCAAAUAAUUAACCAUAAGUGGAAUAAAUCAAUGCAAUAUAAUCCAAUAAACUGAGCAGCAUAUAAUAUACAUAAAACUUAAAGCUUAGUGUACACACUCGAACAAGCGGAGUAUUUGUUAUGGAGCCUGGACUUUUCGCAAUACUACACUGCCCCCUUGUGUCAGAUAGCUGUAAUAAUCAAUUGUAUGUGAAUAGUAACUCAUCAAAAUUUAAAGAAGGAGCAGCAAUGUUCCGGUCACACAUUUGUAUUAUUAUUGUUCUGUUUUAACAAAGUCUAUGUGUAUUUCACAACGUUUUUUAUAACUAAGAAAAUAAUUUGAGGUAAAUAUUUAACCAGUUAUUGUUUAAUUAGUUUCAACUGGCAGUUAUAUUAGAUACAAAUCACAUACAGAUCCAAGUAUUUCCUUUGGCAUCUAUGCAUGUCAGAGCCCUCUCUUAUAUACUUCUUUUGCAGCGAUCCUGAAGGUCCUGCAGUAUGCAGUAGUAGAUCACAGCUGGAGUUUCUCCUGCAAGACAGAGCAGCCUACUCUUCAGCUCCUCCAACACCUGAACUUAGAUCAGUGUUUUUAACUCCUGCUGUAGAGAACAUACCUACAUAUUUGGAGAUGGAAACCUCUGUCUAAAUCUAUCUGACUCUGGCAGCCAAUGCAUGCUAAAUAUAGAAGCUGACUGAGGGAUCUUUCUGGGCUAGUUGUCUAGCCGAUCAUAUUGCAAGCUGAAAACAAGAUUAUAUGGUCAUAUUCAGCCAAAAAAGAAUGAAUAUAUAAAAUGAGUCAAAAUGUAGGUUCUUUUUAUUAGUUCUGUUUUCAUAUUCAUUUUGUUUAUUUAGGAAAACUGUUAAAGAAACCCCAACUGUCAAUCCUUACUUAAAGAUGUAUUAAGAGAAUAUGGUAGUACCGCUAAAAUAGUUUAGCACAUGUAAAACAAUCCAGUAAAAAUGUUGAUAUGAGAAAGUUUUACAGAUUAACAGCACCUUUUCCCCUCCAAAGAGCACAAUUUGGUUAAUAUUUUGUGAUUUUGUUAAUGAGGUGAAUGAGAUUACAAAUAACAGACAUGGCCAAAUAUUAAAAAAACACAUACUGUAUAAUUAGAGAAUUAUGUUUACAACAAAUUAUUUGUUAUUUUGUCAGUCAAUGAAAGAAAAUCUAAUCAAAAGGAAACAACAAUACAUGACAAAGAUCGUCGUCUUCUUCUUCUAAUCAAUAGUCUUUUCUUUUCUUUUUUUAAAUAUUAUAUUAUAUUAUAUUAUAUUAUAUUAUAUUAUAUUAUAUUAUAUUAUAUUGUUAAUAUCAAACAUUUAGGUUUAGGUAGGAAAGUUUAUUUCGGAUGGAAAUAUAUUUAAAAAAAAACAGCGAACAUUAGCAUUAGAACUUUAGAGUCAAAUUUAAGAGUCAAAAUAAAAAGAAAGAAAAAAGAGUUCUUUGAAAAGAGUGGUUUGCAGUUAAAGAACAGUGGGAUUAUACAUUUACUACUACAUCAUUAGCAAUUUAGUUUUUAAUGAAAACAAUUAGUAGAUGCAAAAAGAAAUAAGAAAAAAAUAAUCAUGCUAUGUGUUAUAUAGAUCAUUCGUUAAAGUUACAGUGUAGGAAAAAUAUAUAAAAAAUUAACUGAACUGAAAUCGAGAAAAAUGAAAUGAAAUGGAAAUGUACUGCCAUCAAACCUACACUAAAAUUAAGAAGAAAUAAGAAGCUUGCUCCAGCGUUCUACAAGAAACUACAGACACGAUCACAAACCAAUACUCACAUUCUUCAUAUCCUUCACUGACACUUUAUUCAUCCAAGAAAUUAACAUCACAACAUGUUUUGCUUAUUUGAUUAAACUUUGUUAUUUUUAUAAACGUCAAGAGAUACUAACCUAUAAUACAGAUUCUGUUGACUACACACAUUCUUAAUAGAAGACACAAACAUUCUUAUUAUUCUAAAAUAAUCGUUUAUUAAGACCUUAACAUUGAUAUUAACUGCAUUUGGGUGAUGGUUUUAAAACAAAAACAAGUUUUUGUCAGGCAAUUGUCCGGAUAUCACUGCCAGAUUUGAACGCUUGAUAUGGCAGUGAAUUAUAAAUAACAUUUUGAAUAAACGAAUAAAAUGCAUUUGGUUUAAAAUGCAUGAACAGCUCUCUCCUUUUUUUAACCCACAAUGUAAUUGUUCUCUGAUGCUUAUAUUAAUAUUUAUAUAUUCCACGAGGGGGCAGCCAAUGACAGAGCGGACCUGACUAAUCAAUUUAUUGUUCAGUAAAAUCAAAUGCAGUUUUAUUCACUCAGUGGCGAAAAUAUUAAAAGCUAGCAUUAAAUAAAUGUUCAGGAUUAGUACUAUAGUAUCAGAUCAGUACUAUCAGAAAUAGAUAUUAAUACUCUGCUCGCUACUAGAUUAAAUACAAUUGUGGAUUUAAUAUUAGAAAUUAGUAGUUUCCAGUGAUGCCCGACAAAUUAUCCACCACCCACACUGAGACUUAAAUAUAUACAUCACUUCAUAACUACACGCAAAUACAUCAUUAAGUGCAUAAAUCCCUUGCUCGUGCUCCAAUAAAUCCAUGAGGCUAAAAGUGUGGCCAGUAGACCAACGGUGUGUGAGAAGAUUAAUUGAAAGUUUCCUUCAAUAAAUGUUUAAAUAAACACAAUAAGAAUGUACAAUCAAACAAAAUAACAACCAAAACGUUAUGAUCCUGCAUAAUCUUUCAGAAGAAAUCCAUCCUCCUCUGGCACACACCAGGCGGUGGUGUCUAAUUUCAGUGCAACAGCUAUACAAUAAAAUAUACCAAAACUAGUGAAAAUAUAUGACAAUGGGUAUACAGUUUACGAGAGUCUUGAAUGUGAUAAUAACUACAGUUUUUGUGCAGGUCCAGAUAAGAUUAUCCAAAUGUGUGAAGUCCCAUGGAUUGUUGUGCCCCUUCACACUGCCAACUUCUGCCACCUCACAUUUUGUCUUUUUGAUCAGCACAACACGUGUGCGCGCAUGAUCUGUUUUGGUGUAUGCACGCCUUCAAACUUAAUUAAGAAUCCUGCCUCCAUGGACUGGGUGAAAAGUGCUACGAUCCUGCAAAUCCAUAAACAGCUCUGAACGCCCAUUGGACACGGGCUGCUCUCUGGGAGGAGCACUGACACAGCCAAAAAGCUCGAAUUAUGUUUUCGGUCCAAAAGGUUUCUCUGAAGUGACGGAAAGUGCGGGAAGUUCACAAGUUUUGUCUGUUUUCAAUGACUGGUGCACGGGUUUUUUUUAACGCAACGCACGACUGACAAUCACCGCGCAGAUUAGUUUCCUAACUACAGGUUUUAGAAACAGCAAAACCAAACAACAAGGGUCGACAUUGAACUUUUGGAUGAUUUGAGUAAAAACUAGAAGGCGACACGGAGAGGAGCGGGCAAAGUUUUUUUGCGCCCUAGAACCGUGAAGUGAGGGGGUACAAUGCACGCGCGCUACCCAGCGUCCAGCCCCAGUUCUCUGGGUGUUGUACCUUAUAUCGCGGGCGAGCAGGGUUACUACCGGACUGCCAACGGAGCUGGUUAUACUGGCAUCACGGCGCCGAUGAGCAUGUACUCACACGCUGCGCACGAGCAGUAUCCGGGUGGCAUGGCUCGUGCCUAUGGCCCCUACGCGGCCACUCAACAGCCCAAGGAGAUGGUCAAGCCUCCAUACAGCUACAUCGCACUGAUAACGAUGGCCAUUCAAAAUUCGUCGGAUAAAAGGGUCACGCUGAAUGGGAUCUACCAGUUCAUCAUGGAGCGCUUCCCGUUUUAUCGGGAGAAUAAGCAAGGAUGGCAGAACAGCAUUCGCCACAACCUGUCGCUCAACGAAUGCUUCGUCAAGGUGCCGCGCGAUGACAAGAAGCCGGGAAAAGGCAGCUACUGGACUCUCGACCCAGACUCUUACAACAUGUUCGAGAACGGCAGCUUCCUGCGUCGGCGGCGCCGCUUCAAGAAGAAGGACGCGCUGAAAGAGAGAGAGGAGCGCGAGCUGCAAGGCAAGGAGGCCCGGGCCCAGGCUCGCGAAGCUCAGCAGCCGGUCAAACUUCGGGACAUAAAGACUGAGAAAGGCGCCUGCACGCCUCCGCGCUCUGGCACUCCAGGCAUCGCGUCCGUGACCAAAACCGAAAGCCCGGACAAUGGCAGUGUGACCGCGUGUGACGGGAACCCACAGACGCAAACGGCACAACAGGCCUUUAGCAUGGAUAACAUCAUCGCGGGGCUCCGUGGGUCACCGCCGCAGGCUGCCGAGUUGCCGGUGUCGCGCGCUGCUUUACCGAACUCUGUGCCUCUUGGUUACUCGCCCCCCACGCAGCCGGCACACUACAGUCCUCCCUGCGGCCAGGCGGCCGUAUAUCAGUGCGACAUGUAUGUUGGUGAGCGCGGGCACGGGAACGAAGCUUUACCGGAUUACACAAGCGCAACAAGCGCAGCCGUCGCCUCCCACGCGACCCUGAGCUCGAGCCAAGAGAGCCAGCACGUGCAACAGAGUCGUCUCGCGCCGUGGUACCUCAAUCAGAGCGCAGAAAUGGCGCAACUCGGAGCGAACUAUGGAUCACAACAAUCAAGCUUUCACGCGGCUUUCGAGGCACAGCGGCUCACGCUCAACUGCUCCCCCGCGGCCGGAAGCGACGGAGGCUGUCAGACACCUUUUUCUGGCAGUCAGCCACUGUAUCGGGCCUCGGGAACUUUCGUCUACGACUGUAGCAAAUUCUGACCAAAUAUCACACGAGCCAAAAUGCACACUUGAUUUGGCGCACAGACUCGCAUUUCAAGCCCAGUUUAAAUAAUUUAAUGCAGAGCUAUGAGCCAAAGACGGUGAGUACAGGAGGCUGAAGCACUUCGGACUAAAAGGCCUGAAAAAUCGAGUAAGAUUUCGGUUUUCCCGGAAUCGCUUCAGUAGGACUUUUUAUCACUAGAUUAAUUUAUUUCUUUAAGAAUUAGAUGGACCAACUUUCAAGCAAAUGUUAACCUUAUUUAUAUUAUACAAAACGAAAGCUAACUGUGUACAAAAUCUGCGAUUUUUAAAAAAUACUCAAAAAUAUAUUAUUUGUUAAAUAAAUUCCUCUCCUGUCUAAGUAAAACAAUCGAGUGAUUUAUCGGCUUUGGUUUUUCCCACAACCUGCAGUAACUCGCCGAAAAGGUUGUAUUGUGCAUGGAUCAUGUUUUACACUAUUUACAAAUCUCAAGUUUCAGGCCUGCUGUCAAUCUCACCAUCAGACAUAUAUAAAAGAAAAGAGAAAUGUUAAUCCUUAAUUCAUUAUUAUUUCUCAUAAAGUCAUAGCACCCGAAUAUAUCUAGAUGGUUAGUUUAUAAUAAUAGUAAUAAUAACAUUAAUACUACUACUACUACUAC